Messenger RNA from Chaetomium globosum CBS 148.51, 2139 nucleotides. RefSeq lists its product as uncharacterized. Lineage: Eukaryota; Fungi; Ascomycota; Sordariomycetes; Sordariales; Chaetomiaceae. Gene Ontology annotation, cellular component: membrane. Bases 1 to 2139 code for a protein of 712 amino acids. The record is from RefSeq and is a predicted model, not a curated record. Gene Ontology annotation, molecular function: ATP binding; ABC-type transporter activity; ATP hydrolysis activity. The transcript has a single exon.
AUGGGCGGCAACCAGGCCAAGGUCUUCCAGAAGCCGAAUGCGGAACGGAAGAAGCUCAACGACGAGUUGCUUCGCAAGAGGGAGGAGAAGCGUAAAGCCCGGGGGAAUGAGUCGGACUCAUCGGACCUCAACAUCAAGUCGGAAAGCAUCUUGACUUGGGAAGAUCUCUGCUAUGAAGUCCCUGUCCCCGGCGGUACUCGUCAACUACUCGACCACGUCUAUGGUUACGUCAAACCCGGCCAGCUCACUGCCUUGAUGGGUGCUUCCGGCGCGGGCAAGACCACGUUGCUCGACGUACUCGCUGCUCGAAAGAACAUUGGUGUCAUCCGCGGCGACAUCCUGGUGGAUGGCACUAAGCCGGGCAAGGAAUUCCAGCGCGGUACCUCCUACGCCGAGCAGCUCGACGUCCACGAUCCUACCCAGACCAUCCGCGAGGCUCUCCGAUUUUCCGCCGACCUACGCCAGCCGUACGAAACGUCUCGCGAAGAAAAGUACCGCUACGUCGAGGAGAUCAUUGCUCUUCUCGAAAUGGAGACCUUUGCCGAUGCUGUCAUUGGUUCGCCCGAGGCUGGUCUGACAGUUGAGCAGCGGAAACGAGUUACCAUUGGUGUGGAAUUGGCGGCCAAGCCGGAGCUUCUCCUCUUCCUCGAUGAGCCGACGUCGGGUCUCGACAGCCAGAGCGCUUUCAACAUCGUCCGCUUCUUGAAGAAGCUCGCUGCUGCGGGCCAGGCCAUUCUGUGCACGAUCCACCAGCCGAACGCUGCUCUUUUCGAGAACUUUGACCGCCUAUUGCUGCUGAAGUCCGGUGGACGCUGCGUCUACUUUGGCGAUAUCGGCAAGGAUGCUUACAUUCUCAGAGACUACCUGAAGAGCCACGGCGCUGAGCCCAAGGCGACGGACAAUGUCGCCGAGUUCAUGCUCGAAGCCAUUGGCGCUGGCAGCUCCCCCCGUAUUGGUAACCGCGAUUGGGCCGAUAUCUGGGCCGACAGCCCCGAACUCGCCAACAUCAAGGACGAAAUUUCGCAGAUGAAGGAGCAACGCAAGGCAGCGGGUGCCCAGCGGAACCCUGACCUCGAUAAGGAAUACGCCUCGCCGUUCUGGCACCAGGUCCGGGUUGUGGUGCGCAGAGCCAACCUGGCCCAUUGGCGGACGCCCAACUACCUGUUCACGCGCCUCUUCAACCACUUCGUCAUCGCCCUUCUCACCGGUCUGACCUACCUUAAUCUCGACAACUCGAGGCAGUCCCUCCAGUACAAGGUCUUCGUGAUGUUCCAGGUCACAGUCCUGCCUGCCCUCAUCAUCUCGCAGAUCGAGGUCAUGUACCACGUCAAGCGCGCUCUGUUCUUCCGCGAGCAGUCGUCCAAGAUGUACAGCUCCUUCGUUUUCUCGACGUCUCUCUUGGUAGCCGAGAUGCCGUACAGCAUCCUGUGCGCCGUCUCCUUCUUCCUGCCCCUCUACUACAUGCCAGGCCUCCAGACCGAGGCCUCCCGCGCGGGCUACCAGUUCUUCAUCAUCCUCAUCACCGAGAUCUUCUCGGUCACCCUCGGCCAGGCGCUCUCGGCUCUCACGCCCUCACUCUUCAUCUCGUCGCAGUUCGACCCCUUCAUCUUCGUCACCUUCUCCCUCUUCUGCGGCGUGACCAUCCCGGCGCCCCAGAUGCCCGCGGGCUACCGCACCUGGCUGUACGAGCUCAACCCCUUCACGCGCCUCAUCAGCGGCAUGGUGGUCACGGCGCUGCACGACGUGCCCGUGCAGUGCGCCCCGGCCGAGCUCAACCGCUUCACCGCGCCCAGCGGCACCACCUGCGGCGAGUACAUGCAGCCCUUCUUCGAGCGCGGCGGGCCGGGCUACCUGGUCCGCAACGCCACCCAGGCGUGUGAGUACUGCGCGUUCAAGAUCGGUGAUGAGUUUUAUGGUCCGCUGGGCCUGAGCUUUGAUCAUCGGUGGAGGGACCUGGGGAUUUAUGUUGUGUAUAUUUUGAGUAACUUGGUCAUUCUGUUUGUUGCUGUAAGUUGUCUCCUCGUGGUGUUCUCCGGGUUGUCGUUGUUGCUAACUUCUUUUUCAGAGCCGAUUCUUGAACUACAACAAGCGGUAAACUGGUGGGUUACUCACAGCGGCAGCGAGAAUUCUUUUAGGUAG